GGAGGAAUAAACCUAAUGCUGGGACAGUAGCAUUUCGCCUGGUUGCCUCUGGAGCUGGCCUAGUAAUAUUUCCAACCUAUGCAUUAGACUCGGGAACAACAACAUAACCGCGAUACUGUCAGGAAUUGGAAAACUACAGAAACCAUGACAUAGUAAAUCAGCGUUCGAGCGCUCUAUCAUAUCAGCCCUAUCAACAGACAGUGGACAUUCUAAUUCUCAAUCUAUGGUUCAAUCAGCGGUCGCCGCUCUGCGCUCACGGUAUGUGAAGCAGACGGAUUCCGUAGCUCGAGCUCGGAAGGGCACGGCAGCGGGAAAGAAGCGACGUGAACUACUCCCUUUUCCCCUUCUGUUGAACAAGUGGUGAAACCCAUUUCACCAUGUACCACUGCGACUGAUAUUGAGCUCAAUUUGGUCACCCCCUGUCAUCACUACAACUCACAGAUACAAAUCACACGCACUUAGCAAUGGGUACUGAAUAACCCAAGACAAGGCGGGGGAAAACACUGAUCUUUAUGUAGCCCUCUGCCCCCUCCUCGAGAGAAGCCACCAUCUCCCAUCUGACAUUUUUGCACUCCUGCAACUGUCUAGUCCUGCAUUCGUCAUCAUGCCACUCCUGCUUAGGAUGGCUGCCACCUAGGCCCCCAUGCGUCCCUUAAGUGGCAAGCACCCACCCCCUCCCAGAAGUUUGUUGAGUCCCACUCUGCCUCCUGCUCUCCUCAGACCUUGCUCAGAGAUGUCUUUGCUGCAGUCGCUGGGGCCAGUGCAGAACUGGCUGGGUCAGGAGCUAGAGAAAUGUGGGAUUGAUGCUGUGAUCUAUACCCGCUAUGUGCUCAGUCUUCUCUUGCAUGACAGUUAUGACUACGACCUGCAAGACCAGGAGAAUGACAUCUUUUUGGGCUGGGAAAAGGGAGCAGGGAAGAAAUGGACCAGGAGUCGGAGGAAGGGGGGGGCAGAUGUGAGUCUGGAGGAGAUGAAGAAACAGGCAGCUGUACAGUGCCUGCGUUCUGCAUCUGAUGAGAACUCUGGAAUUGAGAGUCUUGUUGAGGAGCUCUGCUCCAGACUAAAGGAAUUGCAAAACAAGCAAAAAGAGCGAGGGAGGCAAACGAGCAAAAAAUCUGAAGGAGUUCUAUCACCAGAACUGGCCGUAUCACCAUCCUUGAAAGACCAACUGGAAAUGUACAAUGAAGCCUUUCCACCACUUUCCGAGAAAUCCGUUUGUCUUCAGGAGAUCAUGACUGUGUGGAACAAGGAUAAAUCCUGCACAUCUUCUUCGGCUGCCCCAAACACCAGCACUGAGACCUCUGCACCUAAAGAUUGUUGGAGUGAUGGUGAGGCCUCCAAGGGUGAAACCUCAAAGACCUCUGACACCAGUACAGCCAUCACAUCAGUAAUUGGAGAAAGGAUUCCACACAGGCGUAACAAGAAAGAGAAAGAGAACAGACAACAUGGAGAAGAGCGAGCCUCUCACAGUAAGAAGCAAGCUCGGAGUUGGUCGGAGGGCAAAUAUCGACCCCGAUCCUGCUCCUCUGGCUCCAGCGAAGCAGGUUCCAGCUCCAGCAGUAAUCAGGGUGACCCGAAAAGACCUACCAGCAAAACCCUCCAGAUUAGGCAUAAAUCCCGUGAAAGAGGUACAACCAGAAGCAAGAAAAUUCGAAGCCAAGGGCAAGUGAAACUGUCCUUUAAGGCCUUUGACAAGGAAGAGCGGAAAAGUGCUGUGGCAGGUCCUUCUAAGCAGCAGCUACCAAUCUGUCCAAAAAAGGGAAAGAGGUCUCUUAAAGAGAUAAAAAAGGAGACUUUUGGAAUAGAGUUGAAGGAGACACUAUAUGAUAGGAGAAACAAAAAAGAGUAUGUAGAAGAACCACUAUGGUACACAGAACCCCUGACAGAAUAUUUAGUCCCUGUCAGCUGUAGAAAAAGCAAACUCGAGACAACUUAUAGGAACAACUCUGAAUCUCCUAGUGGAUCCAAUUUGUCUGGAGAUAUGGACAGGUUGACAGAGCGAAUGCAAGGGAUUUGUUUGGCCAGUGCUAACUUCCAGAGGACCUAUCUUGCAGCAGGGACUUUUGUUGAUGGGCACUUUGUUGAAUUGCCAGGUGAGAGCAGUGAGCAACCUGUUGAAUUCAGUAGGACCUCAUUCAGCCCACCACACGAGGAUAGCCGAGAUUUAGAUGAUGAACAUCUGUCUGAAUUCACUGACUUCUAUGAAGUUGAUAUUUAUCCAUCCAUAUUGGAUCCUUGUGCCUCAGACUCAGUCCAAGAGAGUCGAAUCCUAAACAUGAUUCGCCAAAAAAGCAGAGAGCAGAGAGAAUUUGAGGCAGAAUGUUUAGUGUUAGAUGGCCUUCAGCUGCAUGGGAAAAGUGCAAUAAAUACGGAGUCACUGGGAGCAUCUGGAACUGAUGGGUUCCUCUGGAAAGAUUUUGAAAGUAUUGCUCAAGUCUGUGAAUGUUACUCAUCGUCCAGUUCAGAUGAUGUGGAACGAGAAAGUUUUGUUGGGGACUCCCCUGUUCAGCUCUCCCCAGUAUUUGAUAGUACAAUGUUUAAUUUGAGUGAGUUGUCUGAGGAAUGCAAUGCUCCAGAAACCAGCUGUGAUGGUCCACAUCUGAAUACCAGCUGUUUCUCGCUUUUCGAGCUGCAGUGUGAUAGCCCCACUUGUUUUCCAUGUGAUUCUGCGACUAGUUGUCAUGAAAACACCACAACUCCUAAGACAAGUAGCAGUCUCGAUCCACAUGGUGACAACAAACAGUCUCGUUUGCUCAUUUGGACCAAAAAUAGUGCCUUUGAUGGAACUGAAUAUUGUUCUAAUCUUUCAACACGAACUUGCAGCCCUUGGUCUCACUCAGAGGAGACUCGCUCAGACAAUGAGCAAGUAAAUGUUCCGUCAGAGGAGUUGGCUCAGAUUGCUGGUGAGGAGAUAACAUCUGUAAUACCUUAUAUUCCAGCAACUUAUCUAGAGGAAGAUCUCCUUGAUUUUUUGAAGGAUGCUGAAGUACCACAAGAAAAGGCAACACAUACCGUUUCAAAAACAAUAUCCAAACUGGAAUCAAUUUGUGGUAUACCAUUAGAGACAGGGGAGAGUGAGCAGUAUGACACUGGCAUAUAUGAUGAUGCAAAUCAACAGAACAAAGACUACACCUCAGGGAUAGAUAAGGACAUUUGGACAGCUGUUGGAGAUCCUUCACACAAGGAAGAGGAGAAGCCUCAUUAUCAGGGGCUGUUCUUGGAGGAUGUACAGAACUACCACUGUGGUUGUCAGGACAUGAAGCUGACUGGUGCUGCACAGACUGCACAGAAGAAAGCAGUGCAAUGUUCGGUGUAUCACCUGUGGGAGGAGGAAGGAGAAGGUCAAGAGUUGGCUAAAAAUAAGCUGUCCAAAACAGAUAGUGGUGACUAUAUGACCCCUUUGAAGCCCUGGGACACGAGUUCAGACAAAGACAGCACAUCAUUUAUCCUUGGGGGAGUGUAUGGUGAACUCAGGUCUUUUGGAGAUGACCAUGACUGGGCUGCUGUUCCAUCAGGCAAUGCCCAAGGCCUGCUGCAGUGUGCUGCUGCUGCUGCUGCAGCCUCAGACGUUGUGACUAUUGCAGGCACUGAUGUGUUCAUGAAUGCAGGAAACUGCUUUGCGCCUGGUCACAAGCCGCUCUGGAGACCGCUGGUCUCCUUUGGUCAGAAUGACCAUGCGGUAAAAAGAGACAGAUUGACCAAGGGGUUUUCGUUUAUCUUCCAUGAAGAUUUAAUUGGAACCUGUUCAGGUCUCUAUAGGGAUGAACCAGACCAGGAUUACUCAUUCUCAUCAUUUGACCUGAACAAUCCCUUAUCUCAAGUACUCCAUGUGGAGUGCUGUUUUGAGCCCAAUGAAAUGACGUCAUUAAGCCCAGGCUUCAAACCGAAGUCAAUUCUUUGCUCAGACUCAGAGAAUGACAUCUUCUCUUCCCGGCUGUAUGGCAUUAAUCAGACUCAGUACCGCGCCAUACGCAUAUCCCCAAGGACUCACUUUCGACCAAUUUCAACUUCAGAAUUGUCUCCUGGUGGAGGCAGUGAGUCCGAUAUAGAGUCUGAAAAAGAUGAGCAUAGUCUUCCUACUCUGGUUCAGGCCAAUGUGUUUGAUGACCCACAGGCAGACCUCAAACCCCUAGAGGAGGAUGCUGAGUGUGAAGGACCUUAUUAUGGAAAGUCAGAACUAGAAUCUGGGAAAUUUUUGCCCAGGUUAAAAAAAUCUGGUAUGGAAAAGAGUGCACAGACUUCAUUAGAUUCGCAGGAGGGGUCUGGUGCACUUUUGUCAGUACCUGAGCAAGAUUAUGCUGACAGUCAACUGGUGUCUGCAGCAACUAUAGCACCCAUGACGGUGGAGACACCAGCACAACUGUCCUCCAGUGAUCAAGGUCACAAGGAGGAGCCCUGCAAAAGUGGAGAGGCAUUUGGAUAUUCAGCCGUUGCCCCUGUGCUUCCCCACCAAGGCGGGACAACAUUUGACCUUGAAAAGUUGCAUGAGUCAUAUAAUUUGAAUGACACGGAUGAUGAGAGGAAUGAUUCUCAGCAGGAUGAUUGCUUGUGGCAGAGUUCUCUCAUAUCCCCUCUAUUCUCUGGGUCACAGUGCACAGCAGGUAGCAGCAGCAUGUGACGAACCAACUUCAGUGUGGAAAAAGUACUGGAGUGAAGACAAGACUGAAUCCUCUCAUGUCUCCACAUCAUAUUUGUCCUUUAACUCUGUUCACACGACCUCACUGACCUUUGUGUGUUUGACAACAUAAAAAAGAAACUUAGUAGAAAAAGGAAUUUGUAAGAUAUAUCUUUUGAUGGAGUUAUAUGGGGCAUUUAUUUAGUGUUUGUUCAUAGUUCGUUUCGGUGAAAUAGUCCACUUUGACCAGAACGUAAAAGCAUUACGGGCAGUCUGAUGAGACUUUACAACAUCAUACAUUUUUUCCUCAAAAGUCUCUUAUGGUUUUGAAAACUAGAAAGCUGUUAAUCAUUUAAGGUUUCGUGCAUGUUCCUCAGACAUUUGCCCUCCCUUCCAAAAUCCUGAAUUUGCCACUACAGUUUAACAAUUUAUCAUCUUUUGCUCUUUUUGAAGAUUUGAAGGCAUGGACGUUUCAUGCGGCUGGCAAAUUGCUGUUGAUUCAAUGCCCUUUUUCCUCUGGUGGCAUAGAGUGUGUGCAACUUCCUUUACAUGUGCAAGCUUUUUUUUAACAAAUGUGUAAAUUAUUAUUUUUGUGAUGCUCUUUUUUCCUCUUAAAUUAAUAAAAAAAAAAAAUAGGUCUAAAAUUUAUGGGAAACAAAUGACUAACAAUAAGUUACAGAAAACAUGAAAAAAAGUAUUUCCUUUAACAAUGGGUACUUGUGAAUUAUUUUCUACAAAGAAAAAAAAUGGUCUAAAUAAAACAAAAUAUUUUUAAGAUCAUAUACUAGAUAGAUUUGGUGUUGCAGAGCUUAUUUGUAAGUUGAUUCCUGAUUUUGAGGAAUAAUUAAAAUACUCAAAAAGCCUCCCCCCCCCAAACAAAAAAAAAGAAAACGUGAGAAAAACACAUUCACACACCAGGAUUGAUACAAUUGGAAAAUAAAUAAAAGGAUAAAGUAGACAAAUUAACACAUUUAUUUUUUUUGUUUAACCUCUGUGUGUUCCGAGUCUGAUUAUAAUUGAGAAUACACAGUCGUGUUGAAUAUUAUAGGUUGCGUGUAGUCUCUUGACAUAUGCAAAACAUCAAAUGUAGCACAUAUGCAAAGUUGUUGGGUGAUGAACUUGGGCCUUAAAAUGAUUACAUGUUUGGGGUGUUGGUAAUGUUACUGCAUGUAGUUUAAGCUGGAUACUUUGGUUUAAUCCCAAAUGAUUACAUGUUGGGGGUGUUGGUAAUGUUACUGCAUGUAGUUUAAGCUGGAUACUUUUCUUCCCUGCCCUUCUCAUUCAUCUACCCACCACCCAACAUAUCUGCUUCACAAAUACAGCAUACUUUUUCUUUAGCACUUCUGCAGAUACCUUUCAGUUUUCAGUAGAUUGGUGUGCAGGGCAUGUUGUGGUGCUAUCUGAUACCAUGAAACAUGCAACACCUUUCGUGUGUGUGUGUGUGCGUGUGUGUGUGUGUGUGUGUGUGUGCGAGUGCGUCGACAUUAAAGUAUGUAAAGUUCCAAUGUAGUGGAGAGUUGUUUGAAAAACAGAAUAUUUAUACAAAAGGCCUUCAUCAGCUGUGCAAGCAAAGGGCUUCUGAGUCCAUGUUUGGUUGGGUUGCAUUGUCGGUAUCAUUGCGUGUAGCUCUGUCUCACUCUCUUAUUCCCUGUUUUUGAACCCUGUAAAACAUUAAAUCUGCCAAAUUUAUUUGCGUUCAAUACUGUACAGAGUGUAAUUUGGCUUGUGCAUUUCUCCUCGAACCAUUUGUAAUUAUUUUACGCAGACAUUGCAUGCAACUUAAUUACAUGAAACAUGCAACAUAAUUUCCAUAAUUAUUUGUGUGUGUCAAUGCCCCGUUGUCAUUGUACCUUUUACCUAGGAAGUGUUUUGCUUGCACAGUUCAUGAAAGACUCUAUGGUAGAAUAUAGACCUACAUACAUAAAUAUGUAGUAAUCAGUUGCAUCAUAUGGAUUCUCAGGAAACAAAAAAAACCCUAUGAUUGCCACACGUCCAAAAAUAUAAAAGAUACAAAAAAUACAACAACAACAAAAAAAAACUUUUCAGUUUGUUGAUGAAAAUAGUUUUUCUCCAUACAGUAGUAUUACAGAACAUUAUUAAGGUACAUAAUUUAAUCAUGAUUGAAUUUCCAUAAAUCAAAAUCAACCCUUUUAACUUUUAUUUUGUCUCACAUGGUAUGUAAUAGUUUUAGGAAUAGGUUUUCUCCUGAGAAAAUAAUAAUAAUAAUAAAAAAAAAAUACAUUCACUUGUAGAUUUCAUUGAAAUGUGAAAAACUGCAGUGCAAAGUAUCCUUCAUUUUAUUUUAUUUUACUUUGGUGUGUGUAUUUAUGUGUGAGGAGUUUUCCCUGAGCCCUGGCACAAAAAAAAGAUUUUCUUUUUAAAAAUAAAUAAAUAACAUUAGGGUAAAAAAAACAUGCCUCAGAAACAACAGGGGUCCUUUUGUCCAUUCUGUUAAGAUAUGAGCUUUCUGUCCUCUUGUGUUCACCAAGAUUAUCCACUCCAUACAUCCCUGGAUGUAAUCUUUAUAAUUUAAUGUAUAUCCUUUGUUUCAUUGUGGAGUUUCUUGACAUAUAAUAAAGGAUCAAACAGUGCUACCCUAA
Molecule: messenger RNA, 7215 nt
Organism: Alosa sapidissima (American shad)
Lineage: Eukaryota; Metazoa; Chordata; Actinopteri; Clupeiformes; Clupeidae
Product: KIAA0232 ortholog
Exons: 8
Coding region: 644-4618 (1324 amino acids)
Source: RefSeq, a predicted model, not a curated record